AUGUAAUAAAAAAUAAAAUAAUUUAAAAAUCUAGAAGAUUUUCGUAACUGCGAUCCUUCAUCACACACAAAUAUUGAAUUUUUAAAUUGUUUCAACGGAAAAAACUAUGCCUAAGAGAUUUGCAAAUUCAGUUCUGUUUUAGAAAGUUGUAGCAAUCUGACUACUAUAUCUCUAAAUCUAGGAUUCAGAGAUCUCUAUGGUGAAACUUUCUCAAAAUUAUGUUCUGGAUUAUCUAAAUGUACUAAUAUCUCAAAUUUUAAAGUUGAAUUAUGUAAGAGUUAAAUUAAAGAUGAAGGUGCAUAAUAAUUAAGUUUCCUAAUUGAAAAUUGGAAAAAUCUUUCAAAUUUGACACUUAAUCUAAAUUCUAAUGAUAUAAGCGAUAAGGGAAUAUCAGAGUUAGCUAAUGCAUUAGGAAAUUGUGUUAAUCUCUCAAAUUUGUCCUUCGAUAUUUCGGGUAAUAAUAGUAUAAUAGUCAACUCUACAUUUAACCUUAGUUCUAAUUUAACAAAGUGCAAAAAACUAUCAAAUUUGAAUCUCUAACUCUACAACACCGUACUUGUCGACUAUAAUAUAUCAGAGUUAGUUUCUGAUUUAGCAAAGUGUAAAAAUCUUUCAGCUUUGGAAUUGAAUAUAGGUUUUAAUGGUUUUGAUUCGUUAGUUUUAGAAAAUUUAGGUUCUGAGUUAGCACAUUUUACUCAUCUCUCAAAGCUUUCACUAAAUAUCCGUAAUAAUGAAAUUAGUGAUUAAGUUGUCUAUAAUAUAUGCUCCGGUUUAAAAUAUUGUACUAACCUUUCAAUUUUAGAUCUCAACCUUGGAGGAGAUUAAUUGAAUGAAUUAGCUGCAUCUCACAUAUCAUCUACUUUAGUUCAAUUACCGAAUCUCUCAAACUUGGCUAUUAUGCUUUCAGGUCAAGAAAUUAAAGCCGAGGGUGCAUCAUACAUAGGUUCUGCUUUGUCAAAAUGCAAUAAUCUCUCAGCUUUAUCACUUUAACUAAGAUCUAAUAAUAUCGGUACUACUGGUUUUAAAGACUUAACUUCUGGUUUAUUUAAUUGCUCUAAUCUCUCAAGUUUAACGCUCGAUCUCUAUAAUAAUAGUAUUGAUGAAGAGAGUAUAUUAGAUUUAGGUUAAGCUAUAGUAAAAUGUACUAAAAUCUUUAAUUUAUAUCUCUGUCUGAUAUAUGAUAAUUAUUUUAGUGAAGAAGGUUAUUCAGAUUUCAUUUCUGCAAUAGUAAGUCACUAAAGUAUCUAAACGUUAUAACUUGAUGAUAACUUCAGAAUAUUCUCAAACUAAAUUUUUAAAAUGAAGAAACUGGUCAGAAUGAUUUUUAAUUAAGAGGAUUAUUAUUGA
Molecule: messenger RNA, 1347 nt
Organism: Tetrahymena thermophila SB210
Lineage: Eukaryota; Ciliophora; Oligohymenophorea; Hymenostomatida; Tetrahymenidae
Product: kinase domain protein
Exons: 16
Source: RefSeq, a predicted model, not a curated record